Molecule: messenger RNA, 2970 nt
Organism: Saccharomycopsis crataegensis
Lineage: Eukaryota; Fungi; Ascomycota; Saccharomycetes; Ascoideales; Saccharomycopsidaceae
Gene: MBP1
Product: transcription factor MBP1
Exons: 1
Coding region: 1-2970 (989 amino acids)
Cellular component (GO): MBF transcription complex; SBF transcription complex
Molecular function (GO): transcription regulator activity; protein binding; DNA binding
Source: RefSeq, a predicted model, not a curated record
AUGUCUUCCGCACAUCUUUAUUCGGCAACGUACUCGAACGUUCCAGUGUACGAGUUCCUUAUCGAUGGCAGCUCUGUCAUGAGAAGAAAGCUGGACGACUGGGUUAAUGCCACACAUAUCCUUAAAGCAGCGAGCUUUGCCAAGGCAAAAAGAACGAGAAUCUUGGAGAAAGAAGUGCAAACUGGGAGCCAUGAAAAGGUCCAAGGUGGAUACGGUAAAUACCAAGGAACCUGGAUCCCCAUGGAAGAUGCCAGACAAUUGGCGGAAAGAUUCGAUGUAUACGAUAAAUUGGCCCCAAUAUUAGAGCAUACCCAGGUGGAUGGUGAUCCUGAACCGCCAAUCGCCCCAAAACAUCAUCAUUCCAAGACACAUGCUUUGAAAAGCGCUGCUUCUACCAACAACAUCACUGCCAAUAAAAGAAAGAUCGAUAACUCAAGGAGUUUGACCGGCUCUCCAUCGGUAGCCACGCGAAGUAAUACUUUCCCAACUUUGAAAAGAAAAUCGAAAUUUGAUCCCGAUGCUCCACCAAAGAAAAGAGGAAGACCAAAAAGAGUGGAUACCACCGUCGUCAAUACUCCAGUUGAUAGUGCAGUGAGCUCGAUAUUGGAAAGUGGAACCGAACAGUUUGAUAUUUUGCGAACAUUUGACGAUAAGGUGGAAUUGAAUAAAAACGGAUUACCAAAGAAAAAACGAGGAAGGAAACCAAAACCUAAACCUGUAGAAGAAGACAUCACCAUCAUGAAUAAUAAUACUAUAAAUAACAACAACAAUACCAAUACUAAUAACACCACAUUCCAGACCCCUGUCAAAGCUUCAACAAUGAAUAGUCGACUUAUUAGAAGUUUUGUCAAUGAAAAAUCGUCACCACUAAAUGAAAAUGAUCUCAAUACCUAUUUCAACACCCAACUAGAUAAUGGUCACCAUGGAGUAUCUAGUGACGUUGAAGAAGAAGAUGAAAGAGCAGCUCACUUACGCAGAAUGCUUGAGAAUGAUCCAUCGUCAUCACCAAGUGAUUUCAUGUCGGAUACUGAUCUUGCGAGAGUUUUGAAAUCUCCUGAAAAUUUGAACGGCCUUGGAAUUGAAGCCAGUAGAUUGGCGGCCAAGGAUACCACAUACACAAGUUUCAUCAACAAUAAGAAUUCACAGUACGGUGGAGGGUAUUUCUCGAGUAUUAAAACCGACCCUAGAGGGUUUGACAAUGAACUUACUCCUAUCGCUGCAAAAAUCAAUAAUAAUAACAAUAUUAAUAAUAACCAUAACAUUUCCACUAUCAGCAUCAAACAAUCACAACAGAAUGCAACUAAUUGGUUUGAUGAAAGCGAUGAGUUUACCAAACGCCUAAUUAACUAUUUCAUGCGACCUGAUGAUGGAGUCAAUGAACAAGCCAUUCCUGAAUUUUUGAUCCAUUUACCAAAGACCUUCUACGUUAAUAAAGUUAUUGAUCCUGAAGGUAAUACCGCAUUACAUUGGGCUUGUGCUAUGGGAAAUCUACCGAUUAUUGAAUUAUUGCUUAGAUAUGGUGCCGAUCAUCGCGCAAAAAAUAAAAGAAACGAAAUACCAUUGACCCGCACAGUACGGUUCAAUAAUUCGUUUGGCAAAAGAACGUUUUCCAAGAUUUUAGAUGUCCUUAGGGAUACGAUCUUUGAAGUGGACACCAAGGGAAGAACCUUAUUACAUCAUAUUGGGAUCACUUCUAAUUCUCCUCAAAAGGCCAACAGUUCAAGAUAUUAUUCUGAGAUGUUAUUGGCAAAAAUCCGGGAUUUGUACCCUCAAGAAAAACUUCCUGAAUUCAUCAACAUGACAGAUCGCAAAGGAAACACUGCUUUAUAUUAUGCUGUAUAUAACCAGGCUAGAAAAUUGGUGAAAGUUCUUCUAAGUUAUGGGGCAAAAAGCGAUAUCACAAACCUCAAGGGCCAGUCUGCCGGUGACUUGUUGGUUUUGAAUCUUCCAUCGACCCCCAAAUUGGUCAAUAGUUAUAAAAGCAACAUGAGGAACUUGAACAAAAUCAUCGCUACCAAAAAAGAUGAUAAUGAUACGAUUAUUGCCACCCCUCCAGCGGUGACUAGCACCUCGAUCGAGAAGCAUGAUAUCAACACUACAGUGGCCAACCGCAAAAUUGAUCUCAACUCGUUAGCUCAUGUUUUACAAUCGCCUAAGUACUCUGAAGUGGUGAUCUCAUCUAUUGAGAAAACUGCAAUUUCAUUGAUGGAGCAAUUGAAUAGUUUUUCAGAAUUGUAUGAUAACGAGCUCCAAAAGAAACAGGUAUUGAUUUAUGAUUUGAACAAGUACUACAACGAAUUGAAUUUUGAAAUUAAUAAUCUCGAUAAGAAUGUCAUCAAUUCAUCUAUUGCCGCUAAUCAAUUGUUGUCGCUGGCAUUAUCGGAUGCCGGAGGUGAUGAUUAUCAUUUUGAAGAAGAAGGGUCUAGUAAGAGUGAACUCGCCAAAAAAAUCAUCAAUACCAACCACCGAAAACUUUAUGGGAAAAUCACAAAACAGCAUGAGAUUCUUGUCACCAAGAUCUCCGAAUUUGAGAAGUUGCUUUGCAAAAUCCAAACCCAAAAACUUACCAAAGAAGUAGACCACGCAAAAAAAAGUGGUGCGAUCCUUGAGUUAUCGAAUGAUUCGAGCAUUGAGUUACCUCAUAACUCUGCAGAAUCUAAGAUUGCAGCACUUGUGGAGAUAUCCAAGUUACAAAUCCAACGAGAAAAAUUGACCAAGAAAAUCUUAUCGAAUUUCAUUAUUGAUUCUGAGAUCGAAGACCCACAAGCAGUACCAACUACCAGUGAUGGAGAUGUGGAAAUGAAGAAAGAAAUUGAUGACCUUGAAUCGAUUGGCAGAAAGGAAAAAAGCAAGAAAAUCAGUUUGUACCGAAGAUUAGUAGCUGCAUGCUGUGAUAUUGGUAUUGAUAAAGUCGAUGAAUUGAUUGAUACGAUUUUGGAGAGUCUCAGUGAAAAGCAAGGGGCUAACUGA